AUGAUGAUGAGGACAUACUGGAGGGUUAGCAUCAUUCUAGUAGUGAUUACCCCCAUUGUUUUUAUCAAAUAUCAAAAAUCUAUUCGUGUUUGCCAGCUUUUAAGCCCCUUUCAAGUCACCUUUGAAAAGCUGCACCUCUUUCAUUGUCCCCUUUUGAACCACUUGCAGCCCCUUUUGUCCCUUUUGAAAGCGGAAAUCCCUUUUGAAACAAUAUGGCCUGGGCUUCCAAAAGCGGAAACACUUUCAUGCUUUCACGCUUUCAAAAGCGAUUUACAACAUGAAACUGUAGAUGAAUAUCGGCAGAAACUUCAUCGAUUAGUCAAUUCACAAGAUCAACCUGCCUAUGAACGAAACAGGAAGGCAACUGGCCUCUCAAAGCCAUCCAUUGUCGAUGGCCUUUUAUAUAGCAUUCCAAUGCCGCUCUGCUAUUCUGUUGAUCUCAUGCACCUGGCUAUUAACAUUGGUGAACUUCAGAUUCCUCUUUGGCAGGGGACUUUGAAAUGCGAACAAAGUGAUGACAAACUUACUUGGGAUUGGGUUACAUCAGUAAUUGAGCAUUUCAGUUUCCAGAGGUUUCUCAACCCAGGCAACCUCUGA
Laccaria bicolor S238N-H82 is the source of this 597-nucleotide messenger RNA. RefSeq lists its product as uncharacterized. Bases 1 to 597 code for a protein of 198 amino acids. The record is from RefSeq and is a predicted model, not a curated record. Lineage: Eukaryota; Fungi; Basidiomycota; Agaricomycetes; Agaricales; Hydnangiaceae. The transcript has 2 exons.